CCAGAAAUGAACUUCAGUCUAUCCUUCUUCACCUAAGACUCUUUGCCUACACUGUUCUUAGCUGCUGUCCUUCGUCAUCGUCAUUCCUUGCUCAUUCUCUUUGUCGUGCCAUAGACCGACAGCUACGUCGAUAUGCAGACUAGCGAGAUGUCGAAGAUGGCUAACGAGACACCACCAAGCCUUAUCACCGCAACAGCCGGCACAGACAGCACGUUCGAUGAGGUAGAGGAACUGUUCUUGCUCCAGGUGGCGGUUGCCAACAACGAGCCUCUUUCCCCACAACUCCAGGCUGUAAUGGCGACCCAAGACACUACAGCUCCAACCAACAAACCUGCGGAGAGACGUCCAUCGCCGUUACUUAUGGAGCGACCGAGAAGUUCUGGUCUGGACCUAUCGGCCUUUUCUUUUGCAAAGCCUGCAAAAGGCCGCAAGCCAUUCACUCUUCAGGCAUCGACUAAGCCAUCAUCGUCCACAGCUGCGCUGCACAAUAGUACCAUUCAGCACGAGCAUGGUGCAGGAGAGCCCUUGAAUGAGGCAACUAGAAGCUUACCAGGUGAUCAACAAACAUCUAGCACGCAAAAGCCACAAACUCGGACCCCACAGAUCAAGAAACAGGAUUCUAGGCAGCCUUGUUCCCCGCCGUCUGACAAGGGCUUGCAUGGUUCGAGUUCUGAGAAGGCUGUGGUGCCUCAUGCAGACAAGUUGCCUAUGAGUGCCGAACACGGGACCCUUGUGUUCGAUUCAUCCAAAAAAGACAACGAGAUGAGGAAAACCUCUAGUCCUCCGAGCCAUCAUCCAAUUUCCCAAGCACCUGCAGUCAGCAGGGCCGACAAUCAUGGUCCUCCUUUGGGUGAUGAGCACAAUGCACCAAAACCUAUGCAUGCAGCACAGGAUCUGGUUCCACAAAUGCAGAUCUCAGAGGCCAGUGAGAUGGCUCAAACAUACCCGGUGGGCCAUGAAAGCGAGAAGUAUAGGGUCUCUAAGCGCCGCCGCUCCAGCAAAACUCGUCACUCACGCAAUGUCAGACCAACUCGCAUACCAUCAGGGGAUGAUGGCUCUUCCUUGUCCGAAGAGAGUCUAUUUCAUUUGCUAAUCGGACGGAUCAAAGCUCGUGAAGAAAAUGAGGCUGCCGCGGUCGAAUUGAAAGAGCAGAUGGAAGCUUGCAUCUCUGGCCUAGCUGACGAAAAUAAAGCGCUGAAGAGUCAACUUGCAGUAUCCGACAAGGUCAUCCGUAAGAGGACGUUCGAAUUAGGAGCUUACAAGUCUCAGGUCAAUGCAUGGCAGUCAAAGAUAUCAAACAUCAAAGGCUUUGUCAAUCAGCUUGGCUCUGACUUCCAGACCCUCCGUAGCGAUGCAAACCGGCUCUUGGCGGCGAAGAAAAGCGCGCAUGCCGAAAGGUCAGAUAUUGACAAAAGUAUUGAUGAUGCUAAGGCACAAGUAGCUAAAGCUUCCGAGGCUGCCAGCAAAGGAAGAGAGCAGUUAUUGCGGUCAGAGAGCCAGGUUGACCUAUUGAAACAGGCUCUUUCUGCAACAGAGGAGAAUACGAGAUACGUUCGAGGCCAGCUUUCCGAUGAGAAGAAAAGAACUAGACUUCUUGAGCAAUACAUUCAAGAAUGCUCCCGCAGUCAAGAACCAAGACUUAGUCAAAUCAGGGCUGAUCAACUAGCGAUUCUGAAGCGAUUCGAGGCCGUGUUCCACGCCUUGGGUAGCCAGCAAGAGCGAUCUCAAAAUGCCAUUCAGCAAACGAUCGGGCCUAGCUUGGACAAAUGUGUUACAACACUUGACAGUCUCGGUGAAAAGGUUGCAAACAAUGAUUCGAGUGUAAAGGACUGCAUGGACGGCGUCAAGGGUGAAAUAUCACGCAUUGGAGGUGAAUUGGUUCAACUACACGACUUGACCAAAGAAUGCUGUGCAAAUGAUGGCGGCUUUAUGACGAACCUGAACGAGCAACUUCAAAGGGUCACAAGUCAGAUUGCGAGUGAAUCAACGCUGGUCGAACGAAUCUCCAUGCAUACGGAGCAUUUCGGCGGACUAAAAGAAGCUCUUGAGCGCCUAUUACCAUUGACUGACCAAUUGAACUGUUCUAUUGAUGCAUUGAGGAACAAUGAAGCAAGGCUUUGCGGCCAAAUGAAGCAAUUCGAAGCCGACCUGGGUGAGGCACGGACUCUCAAGAAUUCUGAAGCUGCUGCACUUGAAUUCACGCGCCACGAGUUGGAGAAAGCUCAAAUAGAGGGCAGGAUGCAGAAAGUGGUGGCAGAGUCGGAGGCCAUGGCAGAGAAGUUGAGAGCCAAGGACCUCGAGAACAAAGCCAUUCAAUCCUCCCUGCUUAAAGCCGAAUCACGAACUCAAAAGAUAGAACCCUGCGUCAUGAAGCUCGAAGCGGAAGUCGUCACCCUGAAAGAUGCAGUCAGACAGAAGGAGAGCCAAGUCCGAGAGGAGUUGGGCCGGGCCAGUGUCAUAGCUCGCGAGCAGAUCAAGGCCAGAUACGAACAGCAACACCGCGAUCUGUUGAAAGAGAAAGCUGAUUUAGCACAAUCAGUGGAACUUCUUCAAAAGCAGAUUGACGUUACUAAAUCAACAUUUGAUGAGUUCAAGAUUUCACGAGACAAACAAUAUGCCGAUCGAGGUAUCCUUCUUGAUUCAAAGACAAAAGAAGUCGAGGAGUUUACUUGUCGUGAAUCCAAGACGGUCACUAAAUUAGCUGAGCAAGAGCAAGAGCUUAAAAGACUGGCGGAACAAACAGCUCUGGCCGAAGCGCGUAGUAUCGGUCUCCAAGAUCAAUUUGAAGAAACGAAGAAGAAGGCACACGCCCUCGAAGACGAUCUUGUCAAUACCCGUGACGAGAAGAACAAGAUUCAGACAGAGUUGCAGCAUAAGCUCGACGCUCUUUUGCAAGACAACAUGGAAAAACAAGAAGAGUGUCACAAAAUCCAGGAGAGGCUCACAUCUGUCUCAGCAGAACGAGCGGAUCUUGAGAGCAGCAAGCUGAAGACAAAGGAUGAAAUCCACACACUCCUCAAGCGGGUGCAAGACUCAGAAGCCUGGGUAAACAAACUCACGGAGCUUCUCCGUCGUGCAGGUCUCGCUGCGGCUACAGACUCGCUUACGGAGAUCUGGAGCAGGUUCGAGGUGACCUUGCUUUCUACGGCUGGCAUUGCGGUUGAUAGUCGAAAUGAAACUUGGGUCAAUCCUGUUGAAGAGAAGUCCUUUAGUGCGAGUGGCGGUGGCUUGCUACCCCAGGAGGAUAUGGAAAAGCCCGAGCACGUCAAUUCUAAGUUGACAAGCGUCGCUACAACAGUACCUGACAGUCAGGCGACCACUUGUCUUUCACCAGCGAGGCGAAGUGACGGAAUCAGUAACGACGAGGCUUCCGUGGACUCAAUGUGCUUGCUGGGGUCAGCUAUCGUUCCGUUUUCCAGCAUCCAGCAGCAAUCUCCUCGCACUGAAUGCCUGUUCUCGAGCAAUGAUAGCUAUGACCUCGCAGCCAUGUUAAUAUUUACUCCGGAAAGUGGAGCAGUGGCAGGUAGCUCCGCCGUGGCAGAGCUAGCUGCGAACUGUUCUACAAGCUCGCCCAAGCGUACGGGACAAGACUUGAUGGAAGGGCAGCAGAACUCCCCAUCAAAAAGUUCUCCGAAGGCCGCAAGCGCAAAGAAUGACGGCAGUCCGCGCAAAGGUGAAAGAGCACCCAGGGUUCUCAAGUUAAACUUGAGUAGUGGAAACAGCAAACCUGGUGAUAACAGAGCGAAGCACAGGUCGGUCACAUUUGAGACGGAAGUCCCUGCCCCGCAAAAAGGGAAACGCAAAUUACACGAUAUGGAGACUGCUCACAGCCAGGGGAGCCCAGCAGACAGCGUUGAUGAGGAUAAUCCCAUGCGUUCGCGAAGAACAUACUCUAAACAGCAACAGCAGUCAACCAUCCGGGUUCAGGCUAAGUCCAAAGGUCAAGUAGCAAGCGCUUCUGAAGAAGACAUGGCACACGAGGUCACUGAAGCUGGAACGCCACGUUCUCUCAUGAACAAGAGGACUAGAGUAUCCUUCGACACAGUCAAGACCACAUCGCAGACGAAGACAGUGACUGAGUAUUUCGAUCGCAAAUCGAGCCCUGAAAAGCUUGCUUCUGGAAGCAGCAGACCUGCGCUGAAUGACAGUCAGACUGGAUUCCAGAAAAAGCCGACUCGAGGUGGUAGAGGCGGCGGCCGAAAGACAAGAGGUGAGUAGAAUCUGAUAAUUAAUCGCAUGAUCGCUGCUGAAGCACCAAGGUGAUCGCUAUAAUGCUCGUUUCAGUCGAGGGAAGUAGAUCCCAGCAAAAUAUGCGCAGGUUGAGUACUC
Molecule: messenger RNA, 4329 nt
Organism: Aspergillus uvarum CBS 121591
Lineage: Eukaryota; Fungi; Ascomycota; Eurotiomycetes; Eurotiales; Aspergillaceae
Exons: 6
Source: RefSeq, a predicted model, not a curated record